GAAUCAAAAAAAAAAACUAUAUUACCAGAAAAAUAACGAGAAAUAAUUUUAAAAAUAUUAAAAUAUAAAUAAUAUACUAUUAUAUGUGUAAAUAAAAAAAAAAAGUAUAGUAAAAUAAAAUGAAAUCGAUUAUAGCAUUAUUACUUUUAUUAGUAGUCGCAAUUUAUAGUGAUAAUGGACCACAAUUUCAAGUUGUAGACCUUAAUUGGAAAUAUUAUUCAAUGGUCUAUACCUCCAUUCCAGGUACAAUUCUUGUUAUAGAUGACAAAUCUGUUUUACAAAAAUCAGUAAAUUCAGGAAAAUCAUGGAACCCAGUCAAAACUGAUGCAGGUACAAUUUUAGGUAAUGCAAAUAUAAUUUCAGAUGGUAUAAAAAAUGAAAAUAUUUUAGUUAUUCAUACCACAAAAGUUGGUCAAGCAAUCAAUACUACAUUAUCAGUUUCAACAGAUGGUGGCCAAACAUUCAAACAAACCUUUGUUCCAUACCAACUUGGUGGCAUUUCAGUAAACCCAAGCGAACCAAAAACACUUAUUGCCAAAUCUUCAGCCAACAUUUUAAUUAGUGAAGAUUUUGGUUCCACUUGGACCGAUGUUUCAAAUGGUCGUAAAUUAUACAAACAACAAAGUAUCUUUUCAAUUUAUACCACUCCAGAAUGGGAUCCAAAGAAUCCAAAAAGUUUCUUUUCAAUUCUUGACAAUGGCGUUAUAAAUGGUGUUGCAACUGGUGUUUUAAGUGUUACUACAGAUUUAGGCAAAACUCAAAAAUCACUUAUUAAUGGUGCAGUCGAUAUGAUUUACACAAAGAACUAUUUUUACGUUGCCGUUAUUGAUUCUAAACUUGGUAAUCAACUUUGGGUAAGAUCAAACUUUGAACCAGCCCAAGUUGGUAAUACUGAUGGUUUCUUAUUAUGUGAAUUCCCAUUUGGUGAUGAAGUUCAAAUUAAUGAUUUCCGUAUUCUUGACGAUAGUGCUGGUGCUAUUUAUAUGGGUAUCCAAGUUAGUGUUGAUGGUGAAUCAACUACCUCUGUUAGUGGUCACGUUUAUAUCUCAAAUAGUCUUGGUAACAUUUUCACUUUAACUCUUAAACACGUCGCUGUUUCACAUGGUCUCUAUGACUUUAUGCCAAUUUAUGGUGCUCCAGGUGCUUUCCUUUUCAAUGGUGUUACCAACACCAGAGCUGCUCCAGGUGCUCCAAUUACAGUUCGUUCAUACAUCACUUAUGACAAUGGUGGUAGAUGGAGUAGACUCAGCAAACCAUCAACCAUGGACUGUACCAUUCAAAAAGAUUGUGCCCUUAAUGUUCAUGGUCUUUCGGCUUAUCUCGACCAAACUAGAGGUUACGGUCCAUUCUACACCAUCGCUAAUGCUCCAGGUUUAGUUGUCGCCACUGGUAAUGCUAACCCAGCUCUUUCAUCAAGUCCAAAAGUUGAUAGAAUUAAAACUGUUCUUUCCACCGAUAAUGGUCAAACUUGGAGAAAGAUUGCCGAAUAUGGCAGUAUUUACGAAUUUGGUGCUUUUGGUUCUACAUUAAUCUAUGCUUCAGCUAUGCAAGAUACCAAUACUGUUAUGUACAGUUUUGAUCAAGGUGUUACUUCAAAGAGCAUAGACUUACCAGCAAGUUACGAUAUCAUUAAUAUUAUCACCAAUCCAAACAAUAAUAACAAUCAAUUCCUUUUAUUAGUCGAAGAUAGAGAUGAUACUGCAAAGGUUAUUUUUGUUGAUCUUACCCCAGUCCAACCACGUUACUGUAUUCAAGACGAUUUAAUGUCAAUGACCUUAAAUUGUGUUCUUGGUCAAAAGAAAUCAUAUAAUGUAAUCAAACCAGGCACCCAAUGUACUCUUAACGCAGCUCCAGUCAAUACUAAGGUUGACAUCUGUGAAUGUACUGCUGACGAUUUCGAAUGUGAUAUUGGUUACGAAUCUCCAAACCCAAUUGACGGUAGUGCCUCAAACUCUGAUUCAUCAAGUGAAGAAUUAAAAUGUAUUCUCGACCCAGAUUCAAAAUAUGUUCCAGUCGAUUCCAAAACUUGCACUCCAGGCCAAAAUUAUACUAUUCCAAACGGGUUCAGAAAAGUUGCUGGAUCUCAAUGUAUUGGCGGUGUUUCAUCUAAAUAUCAACCAAAAACUGCUAUUUGUGGUUCUCCAUCAAAACUCAAAGGUAAAGGUUGGGUUGCAGCUGUUGUAAUUAUUAUUCUUUUUGUUGGUCUUGGUGGUUUUGGUUUCUACGUUUACAAGAACCCAGAUUUCAAACAAAAAUUAAAGAAGAUGGUUGGUUUAUCUAAGGAUACCAAAUAUAGUGUUGUCGGUAUAAAACCAAAUUCUUUGGCUGAUGAUGAAUUUGGUAUUGAGGAUGAUGAUGCUCAAAUUUUAAAUGAUAACGAUUUACAAGAAGACAAUUUUUAAAUAAUAUAGUGCAAUAAUAAUAAUACAAUAAUAACAAUAUAAUAGAAAUAAAUGACCAAUAAUAAAUAAUAACAAUACUUUAUAAUUUUUAAAAAUAUAUAAAUAUAUAAUCCUAGAAAAAACGCAUUUUAAAAAUAUUAUUAAAUUAAUAAUAAUAACAAUAUAAAAAAUAAAAUAUUUU
Molecule: messenger RNA, 2583 nt
Organism: Dictyostelium purpureum
Lineage: Eukaryota; Evosea; Eumycetozoa; Dictyosteliales; Dictyosteliaceae
Exons: 3
Coding region: 120-2402 (760 amino acids)
Biological process (GO): post-Golgi vesicle-mediated transport
Cellular component (GO): Golgi apparatus; membrane
Molecular function (GO): protein binding
Source: RefSeq, a predicted model, not a curated record